GGGUGAUUUUUAAUCUAGAUGUUUAAGUGAUCUGCAUCUGUGUCUCUUACACUUCCUUUUACCCAAAAAGAACGACAGCUGAAGAACAUCAUCAUAUCCAGACUGAAGUCACCAUGAAGGCCAUAGUGGGACUGCUGCUUCUGCUGCUCACUGUUUAUUGCGGUGCUGCUGGACCUGGAGCAUUGGAUGAGACAGCUCCUGGAGAAUGCUGUUUCCGUUUCUUUACAGGACGCAUACCAGUGAACAACAUAGUCUCUGUCACCAAGACUCACAGCGGCUGUCUGGAAAAAGCAUUUGUGGUCCAUACAGCCAGAGGGAAGCUCUUCUGCGUGGGUCACAGUGUCACCUGGGCUCAAGAUGCUUUUAACAAAGAGCAGAACAGUGACUAACAAUGCUCUUCAGCAUCCACGAUCAAGCAUAAUAACAGUCUCUGUUAUGUUAUUCUUCGCUACCAGCAUUUUUAUAAUGACUGUAUUUUACAAGACGCUUUGCAAAGCAUAAAUAAACCCAUGCGCUCUUCUUUUGCUUGCGAUCCUCUCCAAGAAUGUUUCAAUAAAAAACAAACAAGUAUCUGCA
This is a messenger RNA of Oreochromis niloticus (Nile tilapia), 576 nucleotides long. Its product is annotated as C-C motif chemokine 17. The transcript is spliced from 4 exons. Gene Ontology annotation, cellular component: extracellular region. Lineage: Eukaryota; Metazoa; Chordata; Actinopteri; Cichliformes; Cichlidae. The record is from RefSeq and is a predicted model, not a curated record. The coding region runs from base 114 to 389 and encodes 91 amino acids. Gene Ontology annotation, biological process: immune response. Gene Ontology annotation, molecular function: chemokine activity.